This is a messenger RNA of Monosiga brevicollis MX1, 426 nucleotides long. RefSeq lists its product as uncharacterized. NCBI's taxonomy places the organism in Eukaryota, Choanoflagellata, Craspedida, Salpingoecidae. The coding region runs from base 1 to 426 and encodes 141 amino acids. Gene Ontology annotation, cellular component: actin cortical patch. Gene Ontology annotation, biological process: negative regulation of Arp2/3 complex-mediated actin nucleation; actin filament debranching. The transcript is spliced from 6 exons. The record is from RefSeq and is a predicted model, not a curated record. Gene Ontology annotation, molecular function: actin binding; Arp2/3 complex binding.
AUGACGGACAUUCAUGUUUGCACCAUCCCUGACGAGGUCAAGGCAGCGCUCCGAAAGUUUCGCUUUCGCAAGGCCAAGAACUGCGCCGCCAUCAUCAUGAAAAUCGACGUCAAGUCCAUGGAGGUCGAGAUUGAGGAUGAGAUGGAAGAUUGCACCAUCGCUGAAGUGGCCGAAGAGCUCCCCGAGUUCAACCCUCGCUUCGUCGCCUACAGCUACUGCCAUGAUCAUGGCGAUGGACGCAUCUCCUACCCGCUCUGCUUCAUCUACUACUGCCCCAGUGGCGUCAAGCCUGAGACAAACAUGAUCUAUGCUGGCUCGAAACCCUCGGUCCUUGCUGCCACUGAUAUUACCAAGGUCUUUGAGAUGCGCGAUGCCGAAGACAUGACCGAGGAGUGGCUGAAGACCAAGCUUGGCUUUUUCGGCUAA